Alexandromys fortis (reed vole) is the source of this 963-nucleotide messenger RNA. RefSeq names its product oogenesin-1-like. The transcript has 2 exons. Lineage: Eukaryota; Metazoa; Chordata; Mammalia; Rodentia; Cricetidae. Bases 1 to 963 code for a protein of 320 amino acids. Gene Ontology annotation, cellular component: cytoplasm. The record is from RefSeq and is a predicted model, not a curated record.
AUGAGCGAUCAAGCCCCACCAACACUCGAGCAGCUAGCGCUCGAGACCCUACUGAAGAAGGAGGCCUUGGCCAUUUCUGGUUUUGCAGACUGGCCCUGGUUCCUGUUCCCAGCAGAAUUUGAGAGGGCCUUCAGGAACAAUCAGACCAACAUCCUGAGGGCCAUGGUGCCUGCCUGGCCAUUCACAUGCCUUCCUGUAGGAGUCCUGAUGAAGACCCCACACCUGGAGACUUUGAAAGCUCUUCUUGAUGGACUAGAUGUGCUGAUUACAGAGGAGCCUUGCCCCAGCCGCGGGAAAAUCAGAGUGCUGGAUUUGACAAAUAGGGAUUCCUGUUGCCUGAAGAAGCCCUUGGAGACCCUGUCCAUCACUCUCUCUUACCUCAUACAGAGAGACUUGGAUUACCUGCCCCAAUGCCUGAACAUUUCUGCACUUAAACAUCUCGACCUGUCUCACACAAUGUUGGGCAGGAGUAUUAAGCCACUUGGCUAUCUCCUUGAGAGAGUGAAAGACACCUUAGAAACUCUUGACCUGGCUGGAUGUCGGCUGGAGGAUUCUCAAUUUAGUGCUUUGAUGCCUGCCCUCAGUCAAUGCUCCCAGCUUCUCAAGAUCAAUUUGUACAUGAAUGACCUGUCUCUACCUGUCCUGAAGCAACUGCUUCACCACACAGCCAAGCUAAACAAGCUAACCGAAGAGACAUACCCUGUCCCUCUGGAGUACUAUGAUGGAUGCCGAGUGCUUGUACACAGAUUUGAUGAACUUGGUCCUGAGCUUCUGGAUAUACUCAGGUCCGAAAGACAGCUCAAGGCAGUCUCUUUUCAAUCAGCCAUCUGCACUACAUGUUUUGUGCGCUAUGCCUAUGACCUGAAGGGCAGCCAUUGCUGGGGAAAUGCUGCGGCGCCACGUUGCCCCAUGAUUCCGAGGGAAUACUUUUAUGAGCUAUGGUUGCAAUCCUUUGGAUUAUAG